Molecule: messenger RNA, 947 nt
Organism: Notodromas monacha
Lineage: Eukaryota; Metazoa; Arthropoda; Ostracoda; Podocopida; Cyprididae
Source: the annotation of a GenBank genome assembly
UUUUUCCUUUUCCGAGGAAGUUAUUUUUUUAUUGGAAAAAGAUUGUGUUUGAUUGUGAUGAAUGUGUAUGGAUUGGUGCUCUCGAUUCUGUUGUGUCUCGGAGGCACAGCAGCGAACGAAGCUUUCUCUUACGACGAUGUACCCGGCGUAGCCAUGGAAUACCGCGUUUUCGUGGACGGUGGGAAGGAAGACUGCUACUACCAGUAUGUACACCCGGGUUCUAGUCUCUACGUGAGCUUCUGGGUGAUACGCGGUGGAGACGGAAUGGCGGGAUUUGCCGUGAAGGACCCGAAAGGCGUCGUGGUAUUGCCCUACGAAUGGAAAAAGGAAAGCGAAUACGAAGAGCAGUCUUCCGAUGGGGGCUACUACGAAAUCUGCGUUGAUAAUCAGUUCUCCAGAUUCGCUUCCAAACUGGUGAAUUUGUAUGUUACCACUUUCCGGUAUGACCAGUGGGAGAAGUACACUGCGGAUGUUGAAGCGAUAGACGCCAACGUCGCGAAUUUCACGAACACUUUGCAAAGUGUGAACGUGCGAAUCCAGACGAUGCUGAAAUACCAACAGCUGAGUAGAAGCACGGAGUCAAGAGACAUGAGCCUUCUACUCGCCAACAAAGCAUAUGUACAAUUCUGGUCAGUCGCCCAGUGUUUCGUGAUUAUGGCAGCCGGCGGUUUCCAGGUUUACUUUGUGCGCAAACUUUUCGACACGAAUCCAAACCGAGGUAGAAUUUAAAUAAUGGACGAAAUUCCGCCGAAGAGCUUCCUCGCUUUUCCAUAAACUUCUGAGGGUUGUAAUCGUGAACCAAGAAUCUUUUGUGACUCGUGAACCUCAUGCAUUCCGAUUGUUUAUUUUGUUGACUAUUUUUGUUGGAAUCUACGUAUUAUUAUUGUUGACACGCCGGACUUAACUGUGGUGGAAUGAAAGCAGCGAUUGAGGUUUUCGAUGGGAUU